UAAGACAGCAUUGUGUAGCCUGUGAUAAAAAUGAGUGAAAAUGAUGUAAAACCAGAAGCAGGUCCUGAUACUGCUAAUGGUGGAUUUAAAAGCCCAGAGGUUUUUAAAGUACCGACUUUAUUAAAAGCUUCCCCUUCUAUUGCAAAGCAAAAAUCAACAAAACCUACUGAACCGGAAAAAAAAGAUGAUUCAGCAAAAAAAGACGGAAAAUGUGAAAAAGAGGAUGAACGAAAAAUAAUUUCUUUUCGGCCAAAAUCGAACGCUUUGCCUUCGCAAGUUUAUAAACCACACCAACCUAGCGCAGGGGAAUAUCUUGUUCGUAAAUUAAAGUCAAAUCAGAAGGAAAAAGAGGCAGAAAAAGUACAUGAAAAUAAAUCUGAAAAACCUGUAGAAAAAACUGAGAAAAAAAGCGAAAAAAAUUCGCAAACUAAACCCAAAAAAACAACUCCAAAACUGGAUUACACUGUUCCUAGUUGGAGCUGCAUUCCAGACGCCGAUUCCUAUUCUUUGGAAGUCUUAAAAACUGGUGCAAUUAUUAAUAACAGUGAACUGAAGGGAAAGGAAUAUUUUGUUUUCGGCCGAUUGCCAGAAUGUGAUUUUAUGCUUGAACACCCUUCUAUAUCAAGGCACCAUGCAGUCCUACAGUUCGGAAAACCGUCAGAAAAUGACAAUGUUGAGUUACAGAAAGACGGAAGUGCUGGUUUUUAUCUCAUAGACCUCGGCAGUACACAUGGGACUUUUCUCAACAAAACGAAAAUACCGUCACAUAAAUAUUAUCGAGUUAAAGUCGGUCAUAUGAUGAAAUUUGGCGGCAGCUCAAGAAUGCAUUUUUUACAGGGUCCCUCAGAAGAUGAAGAAAAAGAAGCAGAAGAAACAGCAACUGAACUACGAGAGAAGAACAGGUUAAAAAAACUGGAAUCAGAGAAAAAAGAUCUUGCCAAGAUGAUGUUAGGUGAUGAUGAUAGUGAUGAAGAGGACCUUGAAGAUGAGGAACAUCAAACUAGAAGAGCAGAUCAAGACACAGGGAUCACAUGGGGAAUGCUUGAAGAUGCGGUUGAAGAAGAAGAGGAAGAAGAAGAAGAGACAUCCAAGGAGCCAGGUCCUCCGAUGACCCUUUUUCGAUGCUCCAGGAAAAGAGAUCCUUUUUAUGUAAAAGAUCCAAAUAAAGCUCUCAAAAACUUCUAUGAAAAAGAAGGUAUCGAACUCAACUUUGACUGUACUGAAAGAAGGCCUGGUCAGUGGACAGCGAGGCUUGAAAUGCCCGUCGACACCCCUUCAGGGAAGCCUAUAUUUGCUGAAGCUUCUGUAACUGGCAAACGCAGAGACGCAAUGAAUAAUUGUGCAUUGGAAGCAUGUAGGAUACUGGAUAAGCAUGGCAUGUUUAGGCAGUCUGAGGGGCACCAGCGCAAAGUUAAACAAUGGGAAAAAGAUGAUUUCUAUGACAGCGACGAAGAUGGUUACCUCGAUCGAACGGGAGAUCUCGACACUAAGAGGCAGCAGCGGAAACAUAGGGUCGGGCAAGGAAAAAAGAAGAAGUCGGGAGGGGAUAAGAUGGAGACUUACGAGUCCUUGAACGAACAAAUAGCCCAGCUGGAAAAAGAAAUCUUACAAAUCGAAAAACAGCUUGAAAAAGAUAAGCAAGCCACCAAGAGCAAAGAAAUGGGCGAAGACCCUUUGGAAGCAUUUAUGCAACAAGUAAAAGCUGGCAAGACACUUGAUUCACUAACACGUUCCAAGUUAAAACAGAAACUAUUCAACAUGAAAAAGGAGUCUGGUAGAUUAUGUAAAUUGGCUGCCAUUGCAAGACCUGCGUCUUUACCAGCGCUUAACAAUUCUGUCAGUAAAUCUAUGGCUUUUAUUGGGAGAAUGAAAGGAAAAAGAAAGGGAAAACUUGUUGUGAAUACUGAGCUCCCACCCCCUACCAGGAGGAGAAUAGAAGAGAAUAACGAAGUGGAAGUGGAGGAGGAGGAGGAAGAGCAGGAGGAGAAUGAAAGAAACAAAGAAGAACCGCUUCAGGAGAAAAUGGAAGAAACUAAAGCAGUCUCACCUCUCAGACAAGAUAAUACACCUGUUCAAAUUGCAUCAACAACUAAAACAAAAGAUGAAAAGAAAAUCGACACCCCAGAAGUCACCCAUACAAUACCCACUGAAACCCCUAGUCCUGAGCCCCUAAUUACAAAAGAAAAAUUACCUAAAAGACCUAAAGUUUUACCGGAGUCGGAGAAAAAGUCUAAAAUACGUACGUUUGGUCCUACUUUGCCGGAAUCGCUUAAAAGGGAACUAAUGGGGGAAAAUGAACCAUCACAAAAUGCCGAUGAAGACGAAAAUGAGGGAAAACCUAGAAGACGAAAAAGGAAUCGAAAAAAAAACCCAGCACCCCAAACAACAGUCUGUAGUGAUGAUCCCAAUUAUGCACACUGGUUGCCUCCACAAGGCCAAACUGGGGACGGUACUACAAGCCUCAAUGCUAAGUUUGGCUAUUGAAGUUUGCUGUUUUAAUGUACAAGCCAGACAGCAAAAAGCAUUAUUGUUUCGGCUUCAAAAAGUUCUGUUCAAUAAAAUUGCAAUCAUGAAA
Molecule: messenger RNA, 2575 nt
Organism: Ciona intestinalis (vase tunicate)
Lineage: Eukaryota; Metazoa; Chordata; Ascidiacea; Phlebobranchia; Cionidae
Source: RefSeq, a predicted model, not a curated record